CAACGUUCAACGUUCGUCUGGUUCGUCAUUUCAAUUUCAAUCGUGCUUUGGUCGUCGUGUCUUGUGUUUCAAUGUUUUGUGCGUGUAAUUUAAUAGAAUAUAAUUGUGGUGAAAUAAAUCUAUAUACAUUGUUCUUUGUUGUAAUCUAUAAAAUUUGUGGUGUUACGUGAAGACGGAUGAUAAUUUAUUGAAUCUUCACGAUGAUUGCAUUAACUGACGACGUAUACAAAUUAUUUGACAGCAUCACAGAGAAAGUAUGCCGAAAUGUCCGUCAGCUAAUGGAGCAGCUAUGGCUGAUCUGGUCCCACGUCGGUGUAGAAUACGACGUGAAGGUCAGCAACAUAUACAAGCUGGUGCAGAUUGAGAAGGAUCUCCACAGGGAUGUGUUGUAUGAAACUAAACAGAAACUUAAGACCAUGGAACAGCAAGUUGAAGAAUUAAAAGACGAGACCAAGAAAUUGAGCCAGUACCUGUCUGUUGACAUGAGUAUUACAGAGUACAACGAUGAGAUGAUGCUGUUCGAGUAUAAAAAAGUGCUGGAAGACCAGAUUAUGGAAUAUAGAGAACAACUGGAGCAGCGGCGCACUGAAAUCAACCGCCUGCUGGAAUGGCAGCAUGAUCUGACAGAUAAACUCGGAGUCACCUUCCCCGAGAUGCAGGACAUCCCGCUCCCGCCCCAAGAGGAGUUGGACAAGUUGAGGGAGCAUCUUGAAAUGCUGCAGUCAGAGAGGGACAAGCGAUCUGAAAUAUUCCUGCACACACAGAUUGAAAUUAAGGAUAUUAUGGGAAAACUCCAUAUCAGACCACAGGGCAAGUUUGAGCAUGAUGUGGUCAUCUCUCUAUAUGUGGACUUCAAGGUGACGGAUCUGAACAUGGACCGUCUGGCCAAGUUCCGCCAGGACUUGCAGGAAAAGUAUGACCGGACCAACAACCGGGUAUUAGAACUGCGCGAGCGUCUGUCCAAACUGUGGGAGUGCUUGGACGAAGACCAGAUAUACAGAGACAAUUUCCUCCAGGAGCACCCUGGGUGCCAUCCGGCCACUGAAGCCGCUAUUAAAGAGGAGAUCAAGCGGUGUGAUCAGAUCAAGAGGCAGAAGAGUCAGGUAUUAGAACUGCGCGAGCGUCUGUCCAAACUGUGGGAGUGCUUGGACGAAGACCAGACAUACAGAGACAAUUUCCUCCAGGAGCACCCUGGGUGCCAUCCGGCCACUGAAGCCGCUAUUAAAGAGGAGAUCAAGCGGUGUGAUAAGAUCAAGAGGCAGAAGAGUCAGGUGUUGGUAGCGAACAUGCGCACGAAGAUCGAGCUCAUGUGGGACAAGAUCAUGUACUCGAGCUUGCAGCGAGAUUUUGCGCGGCACAAUUAUCUGGAUAGACCUCUGGAAGACACCUUCACACUGCACCAGAUUUAUCUGGAUAGGAUUAAUAACUACUACAAUGAGCACAAGCAUAUAUUCCAGUUAGUCUUGAAGCGCAAGAACCUCUGGCUGCAGCAAGCCGAGCUCGACGCGCUCGCCUCCGAGCCGGGCCGCUACCACAACCGCAAGGGGAAUCUGCUGACGGAGGAAAAGAAGAGGAAAGCUGUCGAAAAUAAUCUCCCGAAAAUUGAGGCCCAACUUCGCGAAGCAGUAACAGAGUUCGAGGCGAAAACUGGCGAGGUCUUCUACGUGAACGGACUGCCUCUGCUGCAGCUCACCGAGGACGAAAAGGAGUCGAGAAAAGCUGAGAUUCAGAAGAAGCUAUCUGCGCGCAAGCAGACGUUGACGCCCACCACCACCGCAGGCUCCGCUCUGUUCCGCUGGGUGGCUACGUCGCCGCGCGGUAAGCGCAACAGCACCGCCGAGAAGAACAGGCCGCCGUCGAAGCGCCAGCUGAUAACCGGCAGCGCCCCCAAGGCUGUAUCGGCGCUCACUCAUAAUCUGUCUGCAACAUCUACUGCUAAGAGGCGAGUCAGCGGGCGACUAGCCACGAAGGCCAUCGUGGCGAAAGCGGAGAGCCACGGCGCCACCUUGGAUCGUAAGCUGGACUACGGAGCCGAUGUCCCCAAGCCGCCCAAAGCGAACGGCAGCAUUCUGAAGCACAAGCGCUCGUCCGUCGGCAAGCGGCGCAGCGGCGGGUUGCGCGAAUCCGCGCCCCGCCCCCACCCCGACACCGACUUCGACACCGACACCAACAACAAGAACCCGCUCACGGAGACCAGACAGCUUACUUCACACACUGAUUUCAAGGAAGACAUGGUUGAGAAGAAAAUAGGCCGCAGCUCCAUGGUACCGAAGCCCUAUACCGAUGUCCCCAUGAUCACCGUCUACGACUCUAUCGAGGAGAUAAACUCCCCCGACUAUCAAAAAAUAAAUCCGACCAGAUUGGCGCCCAUGACCCCAAAAACGGGAAAGGAAAAUAAGCAACACGCUGAGACUAAUCUUUUGUACACUCCCACAAGACUUACUAAAUCAGCAUUAAAACUACAUAAUGAAAGCUUCGCUCCCCGAGCGCCGCUCAGCGACUGCAAGCAAAACAUUCAUGGAACAAAUUCCAACAACAACUUGGCUUUCAAGAACACCCACAGCAAUAUGUUAGGAUCCAAAACGCAGACGGAUCCACUGAGAACUAAGCCUUUUGUUUAAAAUACUGUUAAUAUUCCAUCCUAAAGAGAAAACGCAUAUAAAGUAACUGUGUAUUUAUUAGAUACGAUGGCAGUGAACAUGUCUACACAUAUAAUUUUGUACUGAAUUUUAUAAAAAUGGCGACUGCACGUGGUAAUUAUUGUGAUUGUAAUUAUAGUUAAAAUGUUGUAGAUGGUGAUAAUUUUAUACGUAUACUUUCUAACUAAUGUUUGAUGUAUAUAUUUGAAUAUCUUUUUAAUUUUAAAAUAAUAUAAUUUUGCGCGUUUAGUUGUGAGAAGUUUUAAUUUGUUUAUGAGUCAAAUUAGGUUAGUUAUAAUGUUUUGACUUUGAAUGUUUGUAUUUCGGAUUAUAGAUUGAUUAUUAUGCGUGAAUAUCAUGUUCAAUUAUUACAAUAUGUUUAUGCCAUUAUCAUCAGUUGCGAUCAACUGGAAUUGAUCGAUAAUUUGAAGUCUCG
Cydia strobilella is the source of this 3075-nucleotide messenger RNA. RefSeq names its product protein regulator of cytokinesis 1-like. The transcript is spliced from 16 exons. The record is from RefSeq and is a predicted model, not a curated record. Gene Ontology annotation, biological process: microtubule cytoskeleton organization; mitotic spindle midzone assembly. NCBI's taxonomy places the organism in Eukaryota, Metazoa, Arthropoda, Insecta, Lepidoptera, Tortricidae. Gene Ontology annotation, molecular function: microtubule binding. Bases 201 to 2621 code for a protein of 806 amino acids. Gene Ontology annotation, cellular component: spindle; mitotic spindle midzone; cytoplasm.